AUUCCACGCCAGGACGUCAUCCACGUCUCAGAUCUCGCGAUAUGACGCUACACGCACCGCCCAUUGAUGCAGAUCACUCAAUUGAUCUACCAAGACUGACGUCGCUGGCGUCACCUACUCUACAAUAUAUUAUAUCAACCCAUCUUCCAUUCUCUUGACGUAGUGCCCGUCCGUUAUAGAUAAUACCUUCCCAAUCCAUCGAAUCGAAAAGUUUUGAUUCUCGUUUCUCACAAUGUCAUCUGAACAAGCCAACACUUCUGAGGUCUCUCAAGACACCCCCAACUCAUCCUCCCCAUCUACCACGCAGCAGAAGAAACCACCGAAACUGAACCGCAAGAAGCCUGCGCCUGCUGAGGAACAACCACAAGCAAAACCUGAAGAAGAAGAAGAAGAGCAGGAACAAGACGAGCCUGCCCCUGAGUCUGAGACCGUUAAGCAGGAGCCCGACGAAGAAGAAGAAGAAGAAGGAAAAGAAGAGCCCCAACCCGAACCCGAGCCCGAACCUCGUCGACGCAACAGACGAAGCCGGCCGAAUCGUCGCGUCCAGAGAUACCACGACCCCGAAGACACGGAAGAAAUCGAGCGCAGCGACAUGGACGGCGGUCAACAAGGCGGACGCCGGCGCACGCGCAGCGGGCCGAGUAAAAACCAGCAGCAGCAGCAGGGCGGCGGGCUCGGCUCUCUGGGCGGCAUCGGCGAUGUUGGGAAUACCGUCAGCGGAGCGACAGACAUGGUGCAGAACACAGCCGGUAAGGCGGUUGGCGGAGUCACCGACUCGGCGGGAAAAGCACUGGGAGGCGUACUUGGUGGCGGACAGAAGGAUGAUGGCGGAAAAGACGAGCAGUUGAGGCUGCGUUUAGACUUGAACCUGGACAUCGAGGUGCAGUUGAAGGCGAAGAUUCAUGGUGAUUUGACGCUAGGGUUAUUGAACUAAACCAAACCUAAGCUGAUAUCAUCUGUCGAGGAUGAGGUUGUUUUGACUUAUUUUGCUGUGUUAAUGUGGAUGUGCAGGCCAGGUUCAAUGUGGGCUGUUGGAAGUUUUUGAUCAUCUGAGCGGACUUUGGCACUGUAGUUUGUUCUAUCAAGACUUAUAUGUUGUUAAUUGAUUGUAUGUUAUUUAAUGAUGGAAUGAUAUUAUUAUAUUGCUAUAAUUCAGUAAUUGAUGUCCAUGCA
Talaromyces proteolyticus is the source of this 1173-nucleotide messenger RNA. RefSeq lists its product as uncharacterized. Bases 233 to 934 code for a protein of 233 amino acids. Lineage: Eukaryota; Fungi; Ascomycota; Eurotiomycetes; Eurotiales; Trichocomaceae. The record is from RefSeq and is a predicted model, not a curated record. The transcript has 2 exons.